Molecule: messenger RNA, 1009 nt
Organism: Asparagus officinalis (garden asparagus)
Lineage: Eukaryota; Viridiplantae; Streptophyta; Magnoliopsida; Asparagales; Asparagaceae
Product: B3 domain-containing protein Os05g0481400-like
Exons: 6
Coding region: 46-786 (246 amino acids)
Molecular function (GO): DNA binding
Source: RefSeq, a predicted model, not a curated record
CAUAAGGGGGAAGGGAAAAAAAAUCAAAGGAGAGACAAAGGGGAAAUGGCCGCUGCUGCUGUUGAGAUCAACUCCGGUGAAGAGAUCCUAAAGGAGAGAGUCAGGCAAAACCUCAAGCAUCUCGAGGAAAUUGGAAUUUCAAGGGAUAUCGUCGAGUUUGCAAGGAGAGAAUACAAACUAUGGGCUGAUGAUCCAAAACAAAGAUAUUACCGCACGAGCUCUACGAAUGCGAAUGCUGCAAGAGAAUAUACAGGAAGAAUUGCUUCUGAAGAUCAAAAGAUUGCUGCAUUAAAGAGAGCAGAGGAAUUUCAGAGAGAUUUAACGUCCCACUAUCCUUCAUUCAUUAAGCCUAUGGUUCGAUCACAUGUAUCUGGUGGUUUUUGGCUUGGACUUCCGACAAAGUUUUGCAAAGAAAACUUUUCUCCUAAUGAGCUGAGAGUGAUUCUAGAAGAUGAGAAGGGUAAGGAACAUGCUGUCCUAUACCUUGGGAGGAAGAAUGGUCUUAGUGGUGGAUGGAGAGGCUUUGCAAUAGAUCAUAAUUUAGAAGAUGGGGAUGUCUUAGUAUUUGAACUAAGCGAGCCGGCAAGAUUUAAGGUACACAUUAUGAAGGCGAUCGAGGGAGAAUCACCUGAAACCGAUAAAACUGCAGAUUGCGCCGCCGCAGUUUCCAAAACUAAAGCUUCGAGUGGAACGAAGAAGGCAAUUCAGGCAGUUUCAAAGAAACGAUCCCUCAAAACUGGCUCCGCGAAGGAAGCGCUAGAGGCAACAAAACGCGGACGUAGAUAGAAUAGUACCUCAGCGUGUUUGCUUAUGGUCUGGCCGUUUUUUUGCAUCUUUUUUGGGGUCUGAUCAGUUCUAGUACUGAAAAUUGGUAAUCAUCCAUGCAGCAGGAAGUGCUUAUAUAGUGAAAAGGACAUUGACAGGUAACACUAUUUCUGCUGGCACUUGCUAUUUAAUGAAUGAAACUGAUGAUUUUUGCGUAAUGUUAAAGAUUCUGUGUUUUGUACUA